AUGGCUAAUUCCAACGAACAACUAAUACAAUCCCUCUGCGACCUUGAAAUUCCAAAAACCAUCCAUCUUUCCCCCGAUCGAAAAAAAGUCCUUUACUCAAGCGAACUCACAUGGUGUCAUAAAAAGGGCAAAUCCGCAGUAUCAACCCUUUGGCUCGCCACAGCCCACUGCGCAAAUUCUUCCACCAAACUUACCCAGGGUCUUUUCCGCGAUCAAGCCCCCGCAUGGAGCCCGGAUGGAAAGACGAUCGCCUUCGUCUCAGACCGCGCUGAGGCGGGUACUAAAUGGGCUCUGUACGUUCAGACACUAGAAAAUGGUGAUGCAUAUCCAAUCACACCAAUUGAAAAUGCAAGUUUCAUCAAAACGCUUGUGUUCUCGCCUGAUGGAACGAAAAUCGCGUUCCUUUCCGCUGAUGAGGAUUAUGGUGGGGGAUUGCGGGCCUGGGGCGAAGCCUGGCAGUUUACCCGAUUGAGAAUUGUCAAUUUAUCUACGAAGCAGGUGCGAAGUCUCAAGCUUCAGAGAGACGUUAGAGACUUUUGCUGGAGCCUGGAUGGAGCUCGUAUUGGCUUUUCGAGUUGUCUGACGCCUGAUAAUGAGGAAUGUCAUCUUACUGGGACGAGGAUAUCUGUCGUUGAUGCUGAUCUUGUCUCGGUGGAAGAUCUAUGUCAUUUCCCUGGAAUGAUUGUUGAUCUCGAAUGGGCUGCUGGAGACAAUCUUUACUUUUGUGCUGGUGUCCCUGCGGGUAAGAUGUUUGGUGGAUUUGGCGUUUAUCGUGCUGGGUUUGGUGGAGAUUCCAGUUCUUAUGAAUAUGUAUCGCAUGGGAUCGAGGAUGAUUCUAUGGGUAUCACGUGUGAUAGAGAUGGGACUCUUUAUAUCAAGGUACAACAUCGACUUGAGUCUCGUGUGUGUCUCCUUGAUGGAACGGUAGUAUAUAGUAAAAAGGAGGAACUUGAAGCUUUCGACGCAGGAACCGAUAUUGAUGGAAGCUUUGUCCUCGCCGUGGCAACCUCAAACAUCACUCAACCUGUCGAGGUCUUCAUUACAACUUCUUCAGAUGGACCCAUGACUCAACUCUCAAAUCAUGGAAAGUCUCUCGCCGAUCGUCAGUUUGGCACUUGCACAUUCUUAACUCAGAUAUCAUCAGAUGGAGAUGUCGAGUUGGAUGCCUUAUAUCUCACCCCAGUAUCAUCUGCAUCCACAAAUACAAACAAGCGGCCCCUGCCAACCGCAGUGCUAAUUCACGGCGGACCAAACACCCGUCUCACAAAUGCUUUCAACACAUAUUACUACAUGCUCGCACCAUAUCUCCUCUCUCUCGGCUUCGGUAUCCUACUACCAAACUACCGCGGAAGUAGCGGGCGCGGACAACAGUUCACUUCUUAUUCCACCGGCGGACUCGGUAUACACGACUACGCAGACAUCAUCACACUUACCCAGUAUGCAAUAGAUCAAGGAUACGCAGAUAAAGACCGGCUCCUAGUGGGCGGUUGGAGCCAAGGCGGCUUCCUAACUAAUCUCUGCAGUGUGCGUAAUGGCUCACAUAACGGAGGAUGGAGGUUCAAGGCAGCGAUAUCAGGAGCCAGUAUCUGCGAUAUCGAUUCCAUGGCGUUGACUUCUGAUUUUGGAAGCUCGUUUGAGCCUGAGUUAUCUUGUGGUGGUGUGGUGUGGAAUAUGGAUUUGAAUGAUACUCGCAAUCGAUCUGCUAGUGCUCUUUGGGGAUUCAAGGAUGCUAUGGCUAGGGCUAAGGUUGAAGGGAUGCCUGUGAUUCCUCCCAUGCUCAUUUUGCAUGGGGAUGCAGAUGCGCGAUGUCAUGUCUCGCAGGCUUGGGGAUUGCGACGGGCGUUGCAGAGUUAUGGCUUGCCUUUUGAGUUGGUCAUUUACCCUGGUCAGGGGCAUAGCUUUGAGGACCAGAAAUAUUGGGUUGAUACGGUGUUAAGAGUUGGCCGAUGGUGCGAGAAGUAUAUCGGGAAUGGAGUUUAA
Messenger RNA from Penicillium angulare, 1980 nucleotides. Its product is annotated as S9 family peptidase. Gene Ontology annotation, molecular function: serine-type endopeptidase activity. The transcript has a single exon. Lineage: Eukaryota; Fungi; Ascomycota; Eurotiomycetes; Eurotiales; Aspergillaceae. The record is from RefSeq and is a predicted model, not a curated record. Gene Ontology annotation, biological process: proteolysis. Bases 1 to 1980 code for a protein of 659 amino acids.